CAUUACUCGAGUAAAUGGGGAAAAUUUAGCACACACUAUCCAGACUGAUAAAUAAAUCAUAUGUUUAAAGUUACCAAAUCGACAGCCUUUUUAACUAAGUCAAUAAAUAUAAUUGAGAGAAGGUACAAUGGAACUUUGGUAGUUGCUGAGCAUAAUAAUGAAAAACUUGCUCCUAUAACUUACAAUGCUAUUAAUGCAGGGUCCAAAAUAUCCAAAGUAACAUGUUUACUAGCUGGGCAUCAAUUAGAUAAGGUACUUAAAGAUUUGGAAAAAAUAAAAGGGGUAGAAAAAAUAAUUGUGUCUGACAAUUCAGAAUUAAAGAAUUUUCUACCUGAAACCUUUGCAACAUUAGUUUUGGAACUUCAAAAAAAGAAUAAUUAUUCACAUAUAAUUUUUGGAUCAUCUUCAUUUUCAAGAAAUAUAAUGCCCAGAAUUGCAUCAAAAUUAAAUAUGUGUCCAAUUUCUGAUGUAACACACAUCAAAUCUAAUGAAAACUUUGUUAGAAAUAUUUAUGCUGGUAAUGCUAUAGUUGAUUUAACUGUUAAAGAACCCAUUAAGAUAAUGACAAUACGUGGGACGUCGUUUGAGGCUGCCCUUAAUGAAACAUCAUCAGUAUCUAGAAUUGUUGAAAAAUUUAGUUUAGACUUGAAAAAUGAAAAUUCUAAAUAUAUAUCUUCCGAAGUCAGCUCAAGUGAUCGACCUGAAUUAUCCAGUGCUAAAACAGUUAUUUCGGGAGGAAGAGGCAUGAAAAGUGCUGAAAAUUUCAAAAUAUUAUAUGCCUUGGCAGAUAAACUGAAGGCAGCUGUUGGGGCCUCGAGAGCUGCAGUUGAUUCAGGAUUUGUUCCCAAUGAAAUGCAAGUUGGACAAACUGGGAAAAUUGUUGCACCAGAGUUAUACAUAGCUGUUGGCAUAUCAGGUGCCAUCCAGCACUUGGCCGGCAUGAAGGAUAGUAAAACCAUAGUAGCCAUCAAUAAGGAUCCCGAUGCUCCCAUAUUCCAGGUGUCAGAUUAUGGCAUUGUGGAUGAUUUAUUCAAAGUGAUACCCGAAAUGACUAAAUUGGUUGGAAAAUAGUGAUUAUAAAACUAAAUUGCGCAUUGUUUUACGGAAAUAAUCAAAUUGGUUUUUUUAAAAAUAAUAAUUAUAAUGUUGCAUUAUCCAUUUUUUAUUAUAUAAUUUAUACAU
This is a messenger RNA of Gordionus sp. m RMFG-2023, 1182 nucleotides long. Its product is annotated as electron transfer flavoprotein subunit alpha, mitochondrial-like. Lineage: Eukaryota; Metazoa; Nematomorpha; Gordioida; Chordodea; Parachordodidae. Gene Ontology annotation, cellular component: mitochondrion. Gene Ontology annotation, molecular function: flavin adenine dinucleotide binding; electron transfer activity. The transcript has 9 exons. The coding region runs from base 61 to 1071 and encodes 336 amino acids. Gene Ontology annotation, biological process: fatty acid beta-oxidation using acyl-CoA dehydrogenase. The record is from RefSeq and is a predicted model, not a curated record.